Messenger RNA from Brienomyrus brachyistius, 4448 nucleotides. RefSeq names its product SMC5-SMC6 complex localization factor 2 (gene slf2). The record is from RefSeq and is a predicted model, not a curated record. Lineage: Eukaryota; Metazoa; Chordata; Actinopteri; Osteoglossiformes; Mormyridae. The transcript is spliced from 22 exons. Bases 185 to 3331 code for a protein of 1048 amino acids.
UCCGGUCUUCACCCGCGCGCCGCGCGCCGCCGCCAAUGGUGGAAAAGGCCGCCUACUCGCGCUUCCAGUCAGAUGUACCGGGUGAUUUCGGAGCUUGGUUUCGGUCUCGAAAAGCGAUGGAAAGGGCGCUAUCUAACGAGCCCUUGAUUGUUAAACGAAUGACCACUGGAAUAGGGAAAAGUACAUGGCUCUGACUACACGUGACCCAGUGCCCCAGUCCUCUAUGACACACAUGACCCAGCAGGGCACCACGCCUGGCAAGGGCACAGCUAUGAGCAGCCUGAGACAGCACUUCCAAAUCGUGGUGAGAGACUUAAUCCCUUUGGGUGGCCCACGGCAUGUGAGAGUGGAUGACAAGCGCUCUCGCCACUCCAAGCCAGGAGUGCUGUCCCUGCAGCCCCCCCAGAAGGCAAACCAGACCCAAAGAAGUGCCAGUUCAUUCUCAAAACAAGCCUUGAUCUUGGAGAAACCCGAGAUGAAGAUGCAGGUACCUUCUAUCUUGUUGAAGAGGAUGCCGAAUUGCACUUCCACCAGCUUGGCUGCCACAGGAUCUGCAUCUCUCAGUGCUGGUGCAGUCCACAGAGAGGGGGACCGUGGCUGCAGAUCUAGUCAAGUGAGGAGUAGAAGCCUGGAGGGAGCUACUCCUGGCAGCAGCACUCAGGUUCCUUCUCGCCCGAGGAUACACUCGGUUUUGCCAGCCCUGCUCCCCCAGUCAUCGGAGACUCCCCACCAGCCUGAGAAUGAGCCUCCAAAGCAGACCCUCAACUCCCAGAUUAGACACGGAGGGGCAUCAACAGAGCAAAGCCCUCGGAUGAAUGUCCCCAUUAAUGCUGCAGGUGGCAGUGCUGCUGUAUGUCCUUCCUCCUCAGUCAAGAGGAAGGCAGAGCCUGCUGUAGAGGGGACGUGGCAGGGGAAGAGGGCCUGUUCAGUGUUCCUGGGCUCAGGCAUUACUGGGCUCAGGCCUACCAGAGACUUGGGCCUGAACAAAGAGCAGAAUAGCCCAGGCAUCAAGGUGCUGAAACCCGAUAAGCCAGCUACACCACUGUGCUCCCAGCAAGCUCAGAAGACCAGGGAGGCUAAGCUGGGUGAGCCAGCUCAAGCAGUCAGUCUAACCCGGAUGGAGGCAUCCAGAGUACACCAGACGUGGUCAACCACAUCGGGCCAGAGAAAGCUGGAGAGCAAUGAGACCAAAGGCCAGCCUGCCAGGAAGCCCCACUGGAGGCAGCCUGUGGGGCACGGUAUGGACAGCACCCAGAGGCUUGUCUCAACCACGAUACCUCCUCCUGACACAGGCACUGACCAGAGUGACACUGCCACUGAGGCUUAUGACCCUAUAUCUGAAACCACCCUGAAAGCUUUACCUGACUCCCCUGUCAAGCCAAAAAGCAAUACCAGUUCCAGUGGGAGUGUGGUAGCCCCUUGUGUUCCAGACAUUGGGCACAGGGGUGCAAAGGAGGCCCAGGACAGUUGGGAGCUGGAAUCGGACUUGGGCCUUGGGGUCUGUCAGCUCAGCAGCAGCAGCAGCGAGAGUGAGGAAGAGCCCCUACUUUCCUUGCAGCAGAUCCUGGAGCGCAGCGCUCUGCCCCCCGCCACGCCACAGAAGGGAGCCUUCUCUGAGCCUGGAACGCCCCAGACUAAAGCACCGCUGCCACCAAUGAAAAGCAGUCAGUUGGGGAAUUACAGGAAUACACUGGAAGCGAUGCUGAAGGAGAAGGAGCACAAUGCCAGGCUGAAGGACAGUGAGAUGAAGAUGCUUCUGUCCUGCAAGGAGGCCAUGCUGAAGCUGGAGGAGCAGAGUGAGGAGGUCACUGAGGAGGCCGUCCCUCAGGAGCACCGGGAUUUCCUGCAGAGGUUUUACCUGGUCUCCAGUGCCAUCCCAGAUCUGCACCCAGGGGAGGAGAUCUUCAUGUUGGCCAAUUGUGGGCGCCUGUUCAGUCUGCAGAACCUUGACCUCCGAAAAUGUGCGGUGACCCCACAGAACAUGGUUCAGAAAACCCUCUUGCAGGCUGAUGCUGAGAAGCUUCCCCUGCUGGUGAGUGCAGGAUUGCUGAUAAAGGCAUACCGCUCAGUGCCCUGUCCUCCUCCGGUGUCCUUCCUGCUCUUCCAGAUAAUGUCCAUCCAUCCAGACAGAAAAACUUCCACACAGAUUCUUCGGUCCUUGAAGCAUAUUGCCAUAAUGGCUGCAGAACAGAUUGUGGAGAACCAAAACGGGGAAUUUCAAGUAUGGAUUCCCAGCCUGAGGGAGGUGGCCCUUAUCUUCCUCAAUAUGGGGGUGCCAUUCAUCACCCUCUUCCCCCUGCAGUCGCUACAGCCCCCUUUCUCAGAGGGUGACCUUUUGCAGAGUGUACUGAUCCAGACUGAGCAUGUUCAGGAUACUAAGCCAGUGACCUUCCCAGAACAUAACGUGGAGAACGUCAUUAAGUACCUGGCUCUGAGCACCUCGCUAGCCUCCAAGGCCUACAGCGAUGAUGAGCUGUUCCUGCUGCUGACCGCCAUGUGCAAGCUAAGUCUGGAGACCCGGCUGCAGCUCCUGACCAUGGAGGACCUGAUGUUCCUGCUGGAGAUGCUGCUGGACAACAGCAGAGACUGGGAUACACAGCUGCCACGUAUCUGCCUGGCCUUGGCUGACCUGUCGGACGACCACCACAACCUCCGGAGAUUGGUUCAUCUGCUUCCGCACAGCAAGAGAGGGAAGCAGCUCAGGAAGCAUGUCAGUGUGACCAUUAUCUCCAAACUGUUAGACCACAGAUUCGUCUAUGAACCCACCAACUCUGACUUUCAGCUGUCAGUGUUGCGGCCGUUCAUCCCGCACAUGCGCCCCUCACUGCUGCUCAAAAUCCAGUUUUCUGUGAGGGAGGGCCAGGCCCUGGAGGAUGGAGUCACUUCCCAAGACCAGCAGGCUUAUUACCUCUGCUACAGCCUCCUGAUUCUAAUUAACGAAGCUACAAAUUUUGAGUCUCUUCCCUUGGGCCAAAAGAAACACCUCCAUAUACUCAGUGCAGAGCUGGAGAAGCACAUCAAAUGUGACAUCAGGGAGACUGAGAAGUGUCUUUACAGGAGUAAGGUGAAGGACUUUGUGGCGAGGAUAUACACUCGAUGGCAAAUUCUUCUGCAGAAGUCCGGGCCUUCUGAGGGUCUGCUGUAUGAUUACUGGCAACCCUUGCCUGAGGAUGCUGGGUCCGACAGUCAGCAGAGCCAGUUAGAUACUUGUCAGGAUGCAGCCAUUUGCACAGAUGUGCCCGAGCCCAACCGCAGUUCAAGUCCUUCUCAGUUAGCGGCUUUACUUCCUGACGAUGGUCACCCUCUGAUUUCUACUGCUGGUAGCAGCUAAACGCUGUGUGCCCAGACCAGUGCAACUCGUUCUGGGCCCUGCGACAUGGACAUAUAGCUCUUCUGGAUCCUUCAUCUCAGGCCCUGCAGCACGGACACGUAGACCUUCUGAGUGUGGAUUAGCAACUGCCUUGUGUUUUUGCACGCACAGCCGCUUUGGACCCGGUGGUAAUGAGGGUGGGAGGGCGAAUGCAGCCUCCAGUUCACCUUAGCACCCCUGAGAACACUUCAGGCCAUUUUCACUACUGCUCACUUCUGGAGGUAUUCAGAGCUGACCGUAAAGGAACUGUCAUGUUUUUAAGUUCAGGUUUGAACAGUAACAUUUUGUUUAAUAAAUAUGCAGGCAGGUUUUCAGGUGUUUUACUUCAGAAAGUUAGUAAAGGCGCAAUGCUUUGGUCAUGUGUUUUGUCGGUGUAUGCCAUGCAGCCCUACACAAAACCAUGGAGUACUUUCGUAUGGUCGGUCUGUCUGUCGGCCCUUGAGCAAGUUUAGUCUUUAGCUCAGAUCUGCUUCAUGCCUCUCACCUUGGCUCAUGUACUGCUGUGAGAUGUUCAGUGUUUUGUGUUCAGCCUGAUACCUGCCUUAUUUUAAUUGCAUUACACACCUUAUCUGUGUUUUCUAUCAAAUGUGGCAAACGUGAAAUGUGGACGUCAUGCCGACGGUCUCUGCUGUGGUGGGUGGGCGAUGUGCGGCGCACUGCACAUAUGAAUCGCCGCCACUCUAAGCAUAUGCAGCUGGCUGUAACCUGCCGUCUGUGCUGAGGGGCUCAUAAGAUGGGUCCCUGAACACAGUCCUGCCUCGGUGAAACCAUGAGUGUAAAAUAGCCUUAUGGAAGCUUGCCCAGACUUCUGAACUCUCCUUACUCUUCUGCUAAUAUGUCAUGUCCUGGGUCUCGAGGGAGCCCCGUGCUGUAACUGACGACAUCAUGCUGCAUCUUUCUGCUGAGUGAUGUGCUGCUUGUACGGGAUGCCACCCAGUUCCUGCCAUGCUGCACGUUAAAUGAAACACAACAGGCUAAUUUGUAUUUUACUGCAAUAUACUUAUUGUAAUAACCACAAACAAUGUUUAAAAACCUAUUUUGUAAAAAUGAGAUUCAUUAAAUCAUUCGGUGUCUUUCC